AUGCAAUCUUCGUUGGCGGAACAGACGAUUGACUGCAUGGGAAGAUGCGUGGAUAAUUUGACCAUGGAAGAAAGAAAUCUAAUCACCGACAAUAUACAUAAAACUUUAACUCACCCAAAAGGCAAUGAACUAUUUGCGAGCUGCCUGGCAAUGUUUCCGGAUAGUUUGGCUUGUUUGAAUAUGUAUAAUACCUGUACAAAAUACCUCGCUGAAGAGCGGAAUAGACCGAUUGAUAAAACUUCAUCGGAAGAAUCACUGGAAUUUCUCAUUACCAAAGUGAAAAUGGUGCGGGAGACUGCUGAAGAUAUGAAUGAUCUAGAUUUCUGCCUUAUGAAGCAAUUUAAAGUGGCCUUAGAAACAAGAAGUCAAGAAACAUUGCUCAACGGUGACAUGUUCACGAUGGUACCGGUACGUGUUAGUCCAAAUAAUUGUUGUAGUAAUUAUAGAAAAACGUUUACAUCCAAAUUAUCGAACAAAAAUUUAUGUAAUAUGAAGAAGCCUCCAAUUAUGACUGCAAACAAUGAUUUUGAUGAAAUGGAUAUCGAGUCAUAUAUCAUCUUACGGCAUCCACCUGCAAGAAUAACAGUUCAAGAAAACCAAACUAUGGAUCCACCUGCAAAAAGAGCUAAACUUCAAUCGGGUGUUUCUGACGAGUAA
Vollenhovia emeryi is the source of this 657-nucleotide messenger RNA. RefSeq lists its product as uncharacterized. NCBI's taxonomy places the organism in Eukaryota, Metazoa, Arthropoda, Insecta, Hymenoptera, Formicidae. The record is from RefSeq and is a predicted model, not a curated record. Bases 1 to 657 code for a protein of 218 amino acids. The transcript has 4 exons.